Botrytis deweyae is the source of this 1959-nucleotide messenger RNA. RefSeq lists its product as uncharacterized. The transcript has 11 exons. The coding region runs from base 1 to 1959 and encodes 652 amino acids. Lineage: Eukaryota; Fungi; Ascomycota; Leotiomycetes; Helotiales; Sclerotiniaceae. Gene Ontology annotation, biological process: leading strand elongation; mismatch repair; pyridoxal 5'-phosphate salvage. Gene Ontology annotation, molecular function: DNA binding; DNA polymerase processivity factor activity; pyridoxal kinase activity. Gene Ontology annotation, cellular component: PCNA complex. The record is from RefSeq and is a predicted model, not a curated record.
AUGACUUCGAAGCAUUCGGAUUUCAGCAUAAAUCUGUUGGAAGCCCGCCUCGAACAAGCAGACCUCCUCAAGAAGGUUGUCGAUGCCAUCAAAGAUCUCGUUCAAGACUGCAACUUCGACUGCAAUGAUUCAGGAAUCGCGCUCCAAGCUAUGGAUAACUCGCACGUUGCGCUCGUAUCGAUGAUGCUGAAGGCUGAAGGAUUUUCUCCUUAUCGAUGUGACCGCAAUGUCGCCCUCGGUGUCAAUCUCACUUCUCUCACAAAGGUUCUACGAGCUGCGCAAAACGAGGAUAUCCUCACCAUCAAGGCCGAGGAUGCACCAGAUGUUUUGAACUUGGUAUUUGAGAGCAGUGAAAGUGAUCGUUUGAGCGAAUAUGAUUUAAAGUUGAUGGAUAUCGAUCAAGAGCAUUUGGGUAUCCCUGAUACAGAAUAUGCGGCAGUCAUCAACAUGCCAAGUUCGGAGUUCAAGAGAAUCUGUGUCGAUCUCAUGGCUUUGUCCGAGUCUGUGUCGAUUGAGGCUUCAAAAGAUGGUGUUAAGUUCUCCUGUGCUGGAGAUAUUGGCAAUGGUGCUGUCACCCUUCGCAGCCAUAGCAAUGUCGACAAACCAGAUCUUAACGUUGAUAUCGAGCUUACCGAGCCGGUCUCCUUGACCUUCUCCCUCAAAUACUUGGUCAACUUCUGCAAGGCUGCUGGUUUGUCCAAGUCUGUUAAACUUUGCUUGUCUAACGAGGUUCCUCUUUUGGUGGAAUACCAGCUUGCCGGAAGCAGUUACUUAAGAUUUUACUUGGCACCAAAGAUUGGUGAUGACGACAUAUUCAAUAUGGCGCGUGGGUUGGUUUAUGGAUAUGGACAAUGGUCGUGUCCUCUCUUCUUCACGAAGCAACAUCUCCGCCAAAUCAGCAAGAUGUCUGAAGAUUUCCCCGUACCAGAUACACGAGUUCUUGCUGUUGCCAGUCAUGUUGUUUACGGAUAUGUCGGAAAUACUAUGGCCACGUUCGUUAUGCAAUCUCUCGGAUGCGAAGUUGCUGCUCUGAAUACAGUACAGUUCAGCAACCAUCUAGGUUAUGGACAAGCUAAAGGCACACGCGCUACCGCGACUGAGAUAUCGGACCUCUAUCAAGGACUCAAGAACUCAUACCUCGACGAUUUCAAUAUGAUGCUCUCGGGUUAUCUGCCUGGAGCCGCAUCUGUGGAAGCCGUUGGCACAAUAGCACGCGAUCUGAAAUUAAAAACUACAAUGAAACCCGGAAGCUUCUUCUGGGUGUUGGAUCCGGUCAUGGGGGACAACGGGAAAUUAUAUGUAGCGGAGGAUGUGGUGCCAGCUUAUAAAGCAUUGAUCAAAGAUGCGGAUUUGAUUUUACCAAAUCAAUUUGAGGUUGAGACACUAUCUGGUGUCAAAAUUCAGGAUAUGGAUACACUUAAAUUGGCCAUAACGACAUUACACGAAGUAUAUAAAAUCCCUCAUAUAAUGGUCACUUCCAUUUCACUUCCAUCUCCCGGUGCGGAACCCCAUCUUUCCGUCGUAGGCUCGACUAUGACAUCGACAGCCGAACCUAGAAUUUUUAGCAUCAAAAUACCGGCGAUUGAUUGCUUCUUUAGUGGAACAGGUGAUAUGUUUGCAGCGCUCAUGUUGGUGAGAUUUAAAGAGGCAGUAUGUAAUGUGGAAGGACUAUUGGAGAAAGAUGCGUGGAUUAGUGACGAUGAGGUUGAGGCUACCGAAUUACCGCUUGCGAGAGCCACUGAAAAGGUUUUGGCUAGUAUGCAUGAAGUGCUUGCGAAGACAAAGAUCGCAAGAGACGAGGAGAUUGAGAAGUGGAAGAAUGUUGUCGGUGGUAGGGCAAAGGAUGAGGAUUCUAAGAGAGAGGGGUUGGUCAGGUCGAAGGCGGCUGAGGUGAGACUGGUUAGGAAUGUGCACUUUCUGAAGAAUCCAGUGGUGAAAUUUAGAGCAGAAAGUGUUUAG